This is a messenger RNA of Malaya genurostris, 12161 nucleotides long. RefSeq names its product sex determination protein fruitless (gene fru). Lineage: Eukaryota; Metazoa; Arthropoda; Insecta; Diptera; Culicidae. Gene Ontology annotation, molecular function: protein binding. Gene Ontology annotation, cellular component: nucleus. The record is from RefSeq and is a predicted model, not a curated record. The transcript has 11 exons. Bases 931 to 2856 code for a protein of 641 amino acids. Gene Ontology annotation, biological process: regulation of transcription by RNA polymerase II.
GUGUACUGCAUACAUUACUGAUAACACUCCCAAGUUACGAAGUCUGCCUUCUGCCCAGCAGGAGCUUUGCAUUUCAGGGUCAGUCGUAAAGUUCGGCGUUGAAGUGAAGUGUGUGGCUGUGGCUUUCGAACCGGAAUAUGUGAUUUCGUGCGGGAACUGAUUCACGGAAGCGAUUGCCGUCGGUGAAAAAUUGUUUAUUCAAAAGUGGGAAAACCUUUGCACUGUUAUAUUAAAGCUGGCCGAGUGAGGAUACCGAUAUGAAGAAAAAUAGCUCAAGUCAACACCCGUCCGGAACUCGGAGCUUGAGUUAGUGAGUGAGUGAGUGAGUGUGCGAGUGAAUGAGUGACCGGAAAUAGAACACGAGAGAGCGAGAGAGUGGGAGAGUGCCGAGUACCUGCGAGUACCGGAGUGGUGUUACAGGUGGACUCACUGAAAAAACUAUCAAAACAAAACAGAAAAAUCAAAGCAAACAUUGUUCCACUGUACAUAGUUAAGCUUUCAACCAGUGACUUCAUAUGAAGAAGUUUUCUAGUUUCGAGCGACGCCGGCGAGAUAGGCAACCGAAAUACAUCUGUCAAAGUCGAAACAACACAAAUUUUAAGCCAAGUGCAGCCAAGUGAUCAGUGAGGUAGUUAAAGAAAAGAAGAAAAAUCAGUGUUAGUGUUAGUGUUAGAUUAGGUGUGAAAAAUUGAAGUAAAAAUAAAGUCCCGCAAGAGCCGCCGCAAGGGCAUCCCAUCGAAACAAGUGACCGAGAAAACCCUCGACGGCACGAUUGGUAAAACCAUACCAGAAACAGCGGUUGGUGCAGGCCUCGAGUAUCAGGAAAACAUCAUCGCUACUAGUGGUCACAUUACGAAAGGCAAUGGAGGCUGUCAACUGAGCUCAUCAUCCAGUAAGCCGAGGUUCCUCGAAAAACUAGUGCCGCACAAGAUGUCCUCGCCACCAACGGUGCCACUGUUUCCCGGCCGGUACCAAACACCGAACGGCUAUCCUCCGAUCAAUGGAGAAUCGGUCGAACCGCUCGACUUCCGCAAGGUCGAAUCGCUUCGCAGGAACAGCACUGACACAGGAACAAUGGACCAGCAGUACUGUCUACGCUGGAAUAACCAUCAGUCCAACCUGACAACGGUGCUCACAACCCUACUGCAAGAUGAGAAACUGUGUGAUGUCACGCUCGCCUGCGACAAAGGAAUUGUCAAAGCACAUCAGGCUAUAUUGUCGGCAUGCAGUCCGUAUUUCGAGCAGAUCUUCGUCGAGAACAAACACCCGCAUCCCAUCAUCUAUCUGCGUGACGUGGAGGUCAGCGAAAUGCGAGCCCUGCUCGACUUCAUGUACCAGGGCGAAGUGAAUGUUGGACAGCACAACCUGCAGAAUUUUCUCAAGACCGCGGAAAGUUUGAAGGUACGGGGGCUCACGGAAAGCAGUGCCGACAGGUAUCCGUCCGAGUCCGACAAAAGUAGAGCGGAGCGGACGCGAGUUGAUUCCCGUGAUGGCCGCGACUCUGUACCUCCGCCUAGUGUCACCAACAAUAACAACAACACCAUCAGCAGUAACAACAAUAAUACUCUCAUCCACCCAUCAAUGCGGGAAAAGGAACUGCGCGAACGGGAAGAACUUCGUGAUCGGGAACGACGGGAGGCACAACGGGAACUGCAAAGGGAGCGGGAACAUCAGGUGCGCGAACAGCAGCGCAGUGCCAGUGCUGAUCUGCUCACACCGAUCAGUGGCGAAGAUCGCGACUAUUCGCCCUCGGACGACCGAGAAUUGACAGUAGACAGUAAGAAAAAACGUAAAAUGUCCAGCAUCUGUGAUAAUUCUUUGCCCUCGACACCGGGUCUGAUCACCGAUCGGCAAGGCGGAUAUGAAUCGCAGGCAUCAUCACAAAGUAGUUUCAAGCUAAGUCCAAAGCCAGACGAUGAGUUCAAGGGCACUUCACCGGCUCCAGUGCAUUCGCUCACCGGUCAUUCGAUAAUUCAGUCUAGUAUUAAGCAGGAAUUGCCCGAACUACCCGGUCGCCAUCAUUCGCUACCUCCUGAGUUACUACCGCCCCUCAAGAUGCCAAUGUAUCCGGAGGAGAUGUCCAGCUUGUUGACACCCUCCAGUCCGGGAAAUGAUCACCCACCACCACCACCGCACUCGUCACACCCGCAUCUGAACCAUAUUCGUUACAAGUCGAAACAUCCCAUGCCAAUGAACCUAAACCCGGAGGAAAUGAGCAACAUGUUAGCGCAGGGUAACUUACCCCCGCUGAGCGAAUCAGGCGACGGCGAAAGCCACCUCUCUCAUCCAGAUCACCCGGAUAAUAUCGAUGGUUCGAAGGCCUGGCAUAUGCGGCUGACCUUUGAACGUCUAUCUGGUGGCUGUAAUCUGCAUCGCUGCAAACUGUGCGGUAAAGUGGUGACGCACAUACGCAACCACUAUCACGUGCACUUUCCGGGCCGAUUCGAGUGUCCGCUGUGCCGGGCGACAUACACCAGAAGUGACAACCUGCGUACACACUGCAAGUUUAAGCAUCCGAUGUUCAAUCCGGACACGCGAAAAUUUGAUAACAUGAUGUCUCCAGCAAUGGCGUCGCAGGCUGCCGCAGCGGCUGCUGCGAUCUCGGCGGCUGCGGCAGCGGCCAACAGUUUCAAGUCAGACUUUUCGGCAGCAGCCGCCGUGGCGAAUAGUUUCAAAUCUGAGCUGAACGCAGCAGCUGCUGCAGCGGCGGCGAAUGCAAACUACGGGCUGAAUCCAUUCAAAGCCGAUUUCCCCAUUCCGAAUGCAACGGCUGCGGCGGCCGUAGCGGCUGCAGCAGCUGCAUCUGCCGCGUCCUCGUCUCCCGGUCUGAACUCACAAAGUGGAACAUCCGACUGAUAUAGAAAACAUUGGCCGCCUACCUACGGCCAAUCUCACACUAGCAGAGGCAGUAGUGCCGAGUAUGGCUACUACCAACAGCAUCAGCAGUAUCCAUCACAACAGUACAGUAGACGUCACAGUAGUAAUAACAUCCAUUAUGCUAGUGUUAGCAGCGUAGAAAUAGAUAGUUCCUCUGCAGUAGUCACCAACCAAUAUACCGACAUGGUAGCAACAACCAAUGUACCUGUUAGUGAUCGAGCGGUUUCCGCACGAUCAUCCACCAUGCUGGCGGCUAGCAUUUCACCGUCUUAUUUGGAUAGUCUUCGCAGCGAAGAUAGCACCAGACUCAGCGGCAACUGGAAGAAUCUCGAGAACGGUCAUAGUCUCUACGGUAGACGUAGCAGUAGCGUUGGGAAUCUUUACACUAAUAGCAUUAGCAGCGGCGGCGGCGACGAUUUCUACGACCAUCGCGAAGACGACAACAGCCGUCGGAAGAAACGUUCAGCUGAUGGUCAUACCGAGGGCGGCUGUUCGACACCGAUGGUAGUUCGUUCUCGGCAAUCCGCUGCUUCCCCUCGUGGAACAGCGGUGGAACAGGAGGAGAUGCGAUAGCCUGCCAAACUGUCAAACGUAUCGGUCACGCAAAAGGCGAAUCGGAUUUAUGAGUUGUCUUUCUUUCGGGAAGAACAAUUGAUACAGCCACACUAAAUAUUACAUUUGUUAAUUUUUUAACAGAGGCCUUGCUUGUUUUGUAAUUUUACUUUAGUGUAUAUUUUCGUUUAUUUUUGUUGCAUUUAAAAGGAUUUUAUAUUCACACAAUUUAAAAAAAAACUAUAAUUUUUGUUAUCGUAGAUCAAAUUUUCUCAUCUAAAAAUUAUGAUAUCGUUUACCAGCAAGCUUAGUCGUUUUAAUUGUACCAAAUAUUGGUAAUUAUUUCGAAAAAAAGAUAUAUAUUACAACUGUGCCACAGGGUGUCGUUAGCCAAAUUCUGGGCUCAUUUAACGGAGUCAGAACAUUUUCCGAUAUGUGUGCUCAACAACCAUAAAAUAUUAUUCUACAACCGAUUAGCAGUGAUGCUAAUCAAACCGAAAGCCGCGUACGAUAUUGGACACAUGAUUUGUAUACAACUAUACUAGAACCAUUUACAAUAAUCGGAGUAAAACAUCCAACAGAACAUAUUAUCAGUAGUGAACCCACUUAGAAGCUGCCAACAUAGAACUAGCACUUAUUUUACUUUCAUUAGUUACAAGUAGUUUUCAAUAUAGUUUUGCGUUUACCUUCUUCGAUAUUGUUUGUCAGGCUAGGAAAACUAAUGAGGUAAUAGUUUGUAGACCUACACAACCGAAAACCAGCGUAUCGUAUCUUUAAACUACAAGCAAAUGUUCCAAAUAUCACAGAAUUAGGGUAGCCAUUCACAUAUUUUUAGUUAAAAAUCUUCACUCGUAUCUACCACUUUAUUGGAAGUUAACCGUACUCCCCAUCUUCAAUAUAUGAAACAAUCGUACCUCUAUUUAUUGAUUACUCGGACAACAAUGGCCACCGUAAAUCUUUACUUUGACCCUAAGAAACAACCUCGUAGCAAUAUGAGUUAGAAUCAAAAAUACUGAUUGACUCAAACUAAUGCUACUUUAAAGGAUUGGAUGAAAAAAAUCAAGGUACGGUUGCCGUUGUUAGUACUUAUAUGACAUACUCCACAUCGAUCGAAAUAUAUGGUUUUCUUCGAGCGUCCUACAAUUUUUUUCAAAUCUGUCCGUGCAAAGAAGGGUUUGUUCUGUGAUUUUUGUAUAUUGUUAAGGGUAAAUUCAACCGCAAAAACUGUCAGAAGUCUCCUGAGAAAAAUAAGAUUUCCAGUUAACCUCAUUUUUAAAAGAUUCUCUAAUUCCCAUGUAGACUGGCAACAAUUAUACACGAUUAUGAAAAACUUUUACUAGGAUAACUGGUAAAUGAGGGCACAAUUCUGGGAGCUUCCUUGAAAUAAAAAAUCAUCCUUUAUAAAAAUAGGAACCGAAUCGAAUGAUCUUGAAACACUGCUUGUCACAUUAGAGUCGUGUGAAAUUUUACGUAGUUGAAAUCGACAUCAAAUUUUAUUAUGGCUCUUUUAAUCUCAAUUUAAUUUCUAUUAUGUUUUAUCACGUGUUUCUGUCAAACAAUGUACAAACAGAAUUCGGCUCGAAACAUUGUUUAAUUUCCGUUUGAUCAGGCUCUGAAGUCGACAACUUGGAAGAUCGUUUAGUUAAGCAACAGCGAAAUCGUAAAUGAUAAUUUAUACUUAAUACUAAGCAUAUCAAAAUUCAAGUUAUUCGUUUCACUUCAACAAUUUAUUCCGGAAUUAUUAUUACGUAAUCUAAAUCAAUUUAUGACAAGUUUUUUUCAAACUAUAUAUUCCUUCUGGUUGACAUGAUCUUACUUGCUAUGAUCACGGGAACGGCAAAACCGUCUGGUGUAAGGGUCACUUUAAGCUAUAUUGCCAGUAUGCUUUGGUCUGUUUGUAAACUUUUGGAUCAGGUCAAUCAUUGACUAACGAUAGAAGUCGAGACUCUCGAAAACUGAAAAUUCUUGAUACAAUUCGUUUUUGAAUGUGACCUAUUAAAACAUUUUGCCAUGAAUACAUUUCUUCUUGCCAGAAGAGUGUUAAAGCUUACGAAUUGUUGUUUCAAUAUCAAAACAAAAAUCAUAGAAACGAACCUAAGUUUAAAUUGUAUCGGGAGGUUUUCGGAAAAUGUAGGUCUCAUGUUGAAAACGACGUAUUUUUUUAGCGAUGAUCGGAGUUACAUGUCUCAUGUUUUGGAACUAGGGAACUGUUUGGUAGGGACAGAAGAGUGCUACCUAACUUAUGUAUUCUUGAAACAUGGUUUGUUUGAAUUCCAACGCAAUUUAGUCUUCUGUAAAUGUAUCAGACUUAAAUCGAUCACUUUUAAAUCUCAUUUGCUAAUUGAUCCUGCACAAUUUAUCCUAUAUUGUGCUAGAAGUGCAUUUCUGUCUCUUAUCUAACAACAGUCUAUUUCACCAUAGUAAUUAGUAUAACUAAACCAGUAAGCAUUUAGACAACGUAGUUUUCCUUGGGUUCUUGUUUGCUACGAUAAACAAUUGGUCGGUCAUAUAUUUUGCACUGUAGACGUGGUAAACGCUUACAAGUAAGCUACAAACAGGGUAAAAAUAAUCAAGGUCAUAAAAGUAAUCACGGACAGCCAGAUCCGUCGAUACCAAUUGAUUUACGCUGUCGACAUUAGUGUAGUAGUUGGCAUAGAGAUUAGAGCAAUACAAUACAAGCUAGAGGAAUGCUAGAAUUUCAAAUUCACGGAAAGGUGGGCUGAAUGUCAGAAUUCCCUGCCACCCCCUGUCAUAACUAUGCAGUUAUUUGCACAAAAUUUAGGAAGAACUUCGCCGAACAGUUAGUAAACGAAAUGUUGCUCAACCGAUAUUUAACCGUUUUUGGAAAUUAGCAGUUUUCGAUAGAUUGUUUAUUGGUUGUGUUCAACAAGCGAGUAAACGGUGUCACAAUUUUUUGGAGUUACAUUUGUAUCCAGAGUCAGUAAACGAGUAACAACAAACAACCUCCAUCUGCAAUAUAAUUGACAUUGCAGCGCGGGCAUGCUAGAAUUUUAAGGAGUCAAAUGUUGCGACCAGCAAGUGUCACUGAUAGGGAACGUUAUACAGUUGUAAUAAUUUAUUCAUUAUUUAUAGUUACACGAGUAAUUCGAUUCUAGACAAAAAAAAUGCAGUGAACGUUAGUUUGUUUCGUUUCUAAAAAAAAUCACAGUUCGUUUAUAUUGCAAGCAGAAAGAGAAAGUUAAAGGUUUGACUCUAAGUUUAGCAGCUGAAUAACACAAGUAAAAUGCGUAAAGGUAAUAUAUUUAUAUUUAUAACAAAAGUGAAAAAAAAAAUAUGGAAAAGCAAAUAUUUAUAAAUAACAUAGAAAAAUAUUUACUACAAACUGAGCUGAGGUAAACAAAAUCAAAGAUGAAACAUAAAACUUUUUUGGCGUAUGAAAACAAUGUUUGUAAAUAGUCGUAUAAGGACUAUGUGAAGUACACUAGCUAAAUAUAUUAAUAUGAAAUACAUUCUACUGCCGCCAGAAUAAGCGAAACUAAACAAAACAAAACAAAUAUACAGCGGAACCAUUCCCAUAGUUGUUGACCGUAUAACAGAAACGAAACCAGUCAAGAAAGGCCAGAUAAGACGAAAUAAAAGAAGGCAUUUACAGAGCUGCAUACUCAACUAGACGUAACUUGACACGCUCACGCAAGCAUUCAGUCGUUAAGGAUUAACAUGUAAACAGUAGGUGUAUAGCAGACAACCUGAUUAUUUUUACUAACAACGUGCAAUAUGAUAUAAUUACCAAUUUUAGCUUCAUUUUAAAAAGCGUCAGCAUUGUGUUACACGUAAUUGUUAAGUUUGUUUAAGUUUUUUUCUCUAGUUGUUCAAAAGACGCAACACUCUUAAUUUCUCUAACUUAUUAUCGACACGAAACAUGAGAAACCUAACUUUGUGUGAAUACUACCUCAUUUAAACGGCUGUCAAAUCGUACUAUUGUAAAUAAUUAUAUUCCUAUUAGGUUUAUACAAUGUUUGUUUUUCCUUUGUUCAAUUACUUCGUCAAAGAUCUGUUUUCUUUGAUUUUCUUUUAAAUGUUAGAAGUUUGUUAUCGUGUAUAGUCCUGCCACCUAUCGACAGAUAUGUGUACUUCCAUACGCUAAAAACAUACACACAUACACACUCCCGAAAUAUUUUUGUAGAGUAGAUAACAGUAAUAGAAACAAUAUCACCAUCAAGGUGGUGCGUGCACAGAGCUUGGCAGUAUAAUGUAUUUCAUUAUCACAUUUUUGAAAAAACGAUAAACAAAAACACGUAGCCACAUAAGUGAGAAUAAAUCAAAUAAAAUCAAUGUGCAACUUAUUGACAGGCGAGAGGCGAAUCUUGUUCCCCACUGCAGGCAGAAUAUAUGUAUGUGUUUUCUGCUGUAUGCCAACUUAGUCCGAGAGAUCACGAAUCUUCUUGAAAAGAUGACACCCACACAGACGAGAACUGCCAUCAGCGGGUUGGAAUUGGAUUGAUCGGGUACUACUUAAAUAUUAGUAGCAGUAAUGCGGUUUUUUUUCUAUCGUCACCACAGUUAUGUGAGGUUAUGUUUUUGACAAUAAAAUAGGACUGUUUAAGCCCUCGUACAGCAACUUGAUUCAAAAAUGUAAUUCCUAACCAGAGGUGCCAGGUAAAAAUUUCAAAUAUCUUCAGACAGGGUUGCAAAAAUCUAUAUAUCCUAACAAAAAAGUGCAGUCAGCAAGUAUGUCUUGCUGCCAGAAAUUUUUCUAUAAAGUAUGAUACGCUAAACUGACCUGACGAGCAAAAAAAAGUCGCCACAAUUUCACAAGUCUGCAGAUCUGGCAUCUCUGUUCCUAACAAAUGAAUACAAACUCAUACACGCUGACAAUGAAAUAGCAAACGUUUGGAAAUAUCAAAACAGUGACAACAACAAGCACAUUGUUGGUUUUAUUCAGAAUCACAUAAAAUAUUAACCCUACAGUUAUGCAUCUAUACCGUUUUUUUUUUCAAAUCAAUCGAAAAUCUGAGACUAAAUGUUUCAUACAUUCAAAAUCAAGUGUUGCGUUUGAAUCCAUAACGAUUAGAAUACAUUUCAAAUUGAUUUCGAAAUAGUGUAGCGACUUUCUACAGUCAAAGUGUGCAAAUUUAUAACAUCGUUAUUCUGAUAAUAAACUGUUUCAGCAGAAAAUUUUCUUUUCCUGACCUCAACAUUAUCCCACAUACCAAGUUUAGCAUGAAUUUUCAUUCAAAAUUUAAUAUAGAAUUCAGUAAGCAGACCUAAUUCCGGAUCAAAGUAGACUGUUGUGCAGCAUCCGAUUCUGAAUGUAAGAUUGCCUCCAGACGAUUGAUUCGGAGUCUGAGUGAGAAAUCGCGCACUGAAUUAACGCAACGUGUUUUCUUUUUUAUCACUUUCAGUACAAUUCUAAUGAACUUUAUAAUAGAAUGCUUAACCUUAAAAUGAUAUUAUCCACAUUUGGAUAGGUAGCAAAACGUUGCUAUUUACAAGUAACUAGUAAAAUGGCCUACCUUGUUUUGAAUCGGCCAACUCUCUAGAUUAAGUGCCCUGAAAUGGCGUACGUCACUGCUAAUCGGGUUGAACGUAAUAAAAAGAUGAUCAGUCGAGUUAAAAUUCAUGGCUCAGUUCGUCUGCUCGAAAAUAUUGAAAUGGAUGGCUUUUGUUGUUUUUGUUUUCAUUGUUUAUUAGUAAUUUCUAAAUUUCUUUUCCACUAGUGUCGAAAAAAUCAAAUACGAAUACAGCAAUUUAGUUUGGCACCAACAGAGCAAAUAAAAGCAAUAUCAAAUCAGAGUUCCAGAAUCAAAACAUUUGUUUUGGAAAACCCAGCUUAGUUUUAUCCCGGUUUUGCAUGCAGUUAUUUGCCCCGUUCUUGCAAGAAAAAAUAUGCUCUAUCCAGUUUAAGCAUUUAAGAAAUACAUAAACGAGUUUGCUAAACUAUGUGGCACUCAGCCGUUUAAAUAAUGUCAUGCUAAACAGUCAUAAAUGCUAAAUUAAAUAACUUUUUAAUAUUUUAAAAGAAUAGCAGAAAAUAUUAGCAUUUUUUAAUUAUAUUUUGUUAUAAACACAUAGAACAGACAUCCAAGUAAAGAUUUCAAUGUGUGUAUAGAAAAUUUAAUGGUUGUUUUAAAAAGCAAUCAUAAAGUAGCAAUUCUCCUGUAGAGUCGCUUCGAACAGCAGCUCAGCAGUCGCUUAUGGGUUCGAGCUUCCAAACAAUGAUAAAUAAUCAAUGCAAAGUCGUACGCAACUGAUUUUUUCACGGAUUUUCAUUUGUAUGCUUUACACAGUUUUUUUUUAAAGUUCGUACUAGCUUGUAUGUCUGUUCUCUGUGUUAUAAAAUUGUUACUGCUUGUUGGUCGGGUACUCACCUUCUUUUAAAAACGUUUCAUUCACUCUAAUACACACCUGACUGUUUUUGGUCAUUUUCAAAGAAAUGGCUUCGAAACACAUGAAGUGUUUAGGUUAAAGUUUUAUUUUUGGUGUACUGUUUUUCUAAAGAGUGAACUGAAUUGAUCAAGCUACAUUUUCUCUGGUUUAAUAAUUGAACACAUUUCGAGCAUAUGAAUGCUGAGAAAAUAGAACUCAAGUAAAUAACUUUGACAGCCAACAGAGACUAAGGCCACAGACUAACAGACAGGACACUCAAAUUAGAUUCUUCAAUCAUUUUAACGGUCAUUUCGAAUAUUCCUUUAUUCGGGACAGUACUCACAUGUGUCAUGAUGGCGCCACGUUACCUUAUCAAAAACAUCCUGUCUGUCAUCUAGACUGUGUUUAUUUUUUUCAUUUACCAACAGAGUUGCCAUUCAUACAGAAUUCAUACCUGUAAUGUAUUGAUUUGUAUACUUCCAUGCGAAUUUCAUGCAGGAUACAUAUUGCCAAAACUAAAUACAUAAUUGUGCCUACUUCUCAUCCUCUUACGCAAUACAAAAUCGAACCCGUUUUGUUACAAUAUUUACUUGCUUCUGGUCUGCCGUCACUUAAUUUCGGGUGAAAACUACCAACACAAUAAAUAAUAGUCUAGAUGAACAACGUUGAGUCAAAUAAAUGGUUACCUUAAAACAUCGCGAAAAAGUUAAAUAUAUUAUCAACGUAUUCCAAUAAUUUAUAGUGACGAUUCAUUUUCCAAUAUUUUGAUGAAAUCAGGCAUCCCUGCAAGCAGCUGAUCGGUGUUGACAAACGAGGGGAAACCAACUAGUAAAAAAAACUUUUACAUAACACAAGGGGUGUACAGAUAGUAAAUAGUUCGCGCAGUACAAUAUAGAUGGAACUAGUGCAUCACGAAAAAUUAUUUUCAUAAGAAUUUACUCAUACUGUCAUGUCUGUUAGUCUGUGCUAAGGCUGUGAACCAUUUCGCGGUUAAUUUUAACUUUUGGUUUAAAUCUGAUACUCGAACGGUUAUUUAUAAUUCAAAAAUAACCCUGCUUGAGAGCAUGGUUAUUUUUGACAGAUCGAUGAUUAUUUUCCGACACUGAAAACAAUCUUGCAAUGCAAAUUCUAAUUCUAAUUCUUUAGUUAAAAUUAUUUCCAGUGGCAAAUAAAUCCAAAAAACUUUCCGUCCGUCAAAUUUUGAAAUGGGCUGCAGUUUUAGUUAAAUUUAACUACUUGACACAAAAUAACCACUCAAGUGUCAAAUUUCAACCAAACGUUAAAAUUAACCGCGAAAUGGUUCACAGCCUAAGUUGAUCAUCUGAUAUGAUUUUCAAAGUACUGAGCGGAAAUAUAUAUGUAGACCAUGUUCGAUGUACGUUGCUACCAUGUCUGUGAGUUUUAGUGUGGCUAAAGCAAGAUCAGAGUGGCGAAAUGGUAGCGCGUAUGCACGGAAUGCAUAAGAACGCAGGUUCGAGUCCUGUCUCUGAGCGCAUCUUUUGCCAAAAAUUCAUCUUUUCUGUUAGUUUUUCUUUCACUUGGCUUCUCCAAUAUAUAUUUCCGCUCAGUCAUUGCAAAAACUGAACUUAGUCAUGGCGGCUUUACGUCAAACUAAAAAUUAAUAAAUUAUUAAAAAGUUGUUUAUUAAUUAAUUUAUUGAUAUUGAAAGUUAGCUGUGCAGGCUACAAUGAAUGACACGUGUCAAUUUUUACAUUUUACACCUACCCAGUUGGUAACCCAAAAAUACUAUGUCGCUUACUGCAUCAAAACCUUCACGAGAAAGACAAACAAGCGUCAUGAGCUUUUAUUUUUAAUACUCGUUGACCAACCAUUUUAGAAAACUAGAAUUUUGAAUGAUGAAAACUAAAACUCAUACUCACGAAAAUCUUGUCACAAAUUGCUGAUGAUAUUUUCGAUAGCAUGAUGAAAAAAAAGUUGUUGGGUUAAGUACAACAAGAGAUACUCACGAUUAAGUUCUACAUAUUCUUGUGCAGAAUAAAUUUUGAAAAGGUAAAGUAAAGACGGUCACGACAAAAACAGUGUUAUUGUAAGCAAAGAAUCGCAUCGCUUUUGUCUGUAAAUAUUCCGCUCAGACAAAACAAUGCGUAUUUAUGCAGUGUUUUUUAAAAUAAACUUCGAAAAAUCCUCAUGAAUAUAAAAUAUUAAUAUUCAUAUUGAGCUAAUAAAUGUGGUACUUUGCUCGUAUGGGUCAGUAUUUAAGCUGGCACUGCACCAGCUAAUACUCAAUGCAACCAUUCCAGAACGAUUCGGAAUUUAUUGAUCGCCAAUUCCACCGAUCCGCUAUCGCUAUUCUUGACUGCCAGACAUCAAACAAGAUUCGAUCCAAGUAGCACACAUGCACGCAACAAAAAGGGACGAAAGAGUAAAUUUGGAAUGCACGCCAC